AUGGCUCCCUUAACCGAAGUCGGGGCUUUCUUGGGCGGCCUGGAGGGCUUGGGCCAGCAGGUGGGGUCACACUUCCUGCUGCCUCCUUCAGGGGAGCGGCCGCCUCUGUUAGGCGAGCGGCGGGGCGCGCUGGAGAGGGGCGCCCGAGGCGGCGGGCCGGGUUCCGUGGAGCUGGCGCACCUGCAUGGCAUCCUGCGCCGGCGGCAGCUUUACUGCCGCACCGGCUUCCACCUGCAGAUCCUGCCCGACGGCAGCGUGCAGGGCACCCGGCAGGAUCACAGUCUCUUCGGUAUCCUGGAGUUCAUCAGUGUGGCGGUGGGACUGGUCAGUAUCAGAGGUGUGGACAGCGGUCUUUACCUUGGAAUGAAUGACAAAGGAGAACUCUAUGGAUCAGAGAAAUUGACUUCUGAAUGCAUCUUCAGGGAGCAGUUUGAAGAGAACUGGUAUAAUACCUAUUCAUCGAACAUCUAUAAACACGGAGACACUGGCCGCCGGUACUUCGUAGCGCUUAACAAAGAUGGAACUCCAAGAGAUGGUGCCAGGUCCAAAAGACAUCAGAAGUUUACUCAUUUCUUACCGAGACCAGUGGACCCCGAACGAGUUCCAGAAUUAUACAAAGACCUGCUGAUGUACACUUGA
Molecule: messenger RNA, 639 nt
Organism: Alexandromys fortis (reed vole)
Lineage: Eukaryota; Metazoa; Chordata; Mammalia; Rodentia; Cricetidae
Gene: Fgf20
Product: fibroblast growth factor 20
Exons: 3
Coding region: 1-639 (212 amino acids)
Biological process (GO): animal organ morphogenesis; regulation of cell migration; positive regulation of protein phosphorylation
Cellular component (GO): cytoplasm
Molecular function (GO): fibroblast growth factor receptor binding; growth factor activity
Source: RefSeq, a predicted model, not a curated record